Didymodactylos carnosus is the source of this 1522-nucleotide messenger RNA. The record is from the annotation of a GenBank genome assembly. NCBI's taxonomy places the organism in Eukaryota, Metazoa, Rotifera, Eurotatoria, Philodinida, Philodinidae.
AUCAACGUCAGGAAUAAUAAUAGAAACAAAGGAAGUAUACGCCUUUCGAUGCGGUGUGACAAAGACAAAUGUCCGUCAAUAGGGACAUUAGUCUCAAAUAAGAUACUUUAUUCAUUUUAUUCUAUCUUUAACACAAAUAACUCUUAUAAAAACUCAAUUCUAUUUUCAAUGACGACCACAGCGCCUUCACCUAAUAUAACUCAAAACUCAAAAACUAUUGUAAAUAGUCUAAUAUCAUCUUCACCAUUAUUUGUAAUAAAACAACACCGCUAAAGGCCAAGCACAGGCUCGCUUGGAAGUAUUUUGAUAAAAGAUACAUUAAGAAGUGCUUUAAAAUCACGUUUUGCGCAUAUAUAUAAACAAAAAUUGUACGAUAUGUAUCAUCUGUAAAUGAGACAAAGUAUGAUUCUGUCAUUUUAUUUUUUCCGCCCUUGUGCGAUGGACAACCUGCACACCUAUACGCGGCCACCCUGAAGACGGACAUAUAAUUUCGGAGUGAUUUGACAAUUAAAUAAGUUUUUUAAACUUAUCUACAAAUUCUAAUAAUGAAACUUGUAGAACUUGAAGUCUUUUACUUCUGUUAUGACAUCUUAGACUUGGAAAAUAUGAAUUAAUCACCGAAAAGUCAGAGAAAAUUUCGCCUUUUCUAUAAUUUUCUCUUUAGGGGUAUAAAAAAUUCAUACAAUUUUUGCAACCUCUUUUCAGCAGUAAAGUCAAUUGUCCUAAAAAAUGUCACCAUUUUGCCAAAAAGCCUGUUCUUACUGUGAAAUUUUGUGUUUUAUAGCUCUCAGGAUAUAGGACAUGUUGGCCUGUUGUUGGAUCCCUGAUUGUCAACCAUCUCUCGUCAGACUAAAUGAUAUAGUAUAAAACAAUAAGAUAUUGUUUUUGAAAAGAAACAGAAUUAGCAGUUAUAGGGUUCGGCAAGUAUCAAGACUGAGUGCAACAAUCGGUGAAGGUCAAAAUGUUGAAAUUUUAGUUAAUAAAGUUGAAGGGGAACAAAAGUGAAUAUUUCCAUCGUUAAUCUCCAUGAAAAGUAAUUUUUCUUAAUAUUUCAUGAAGACGUUGAACGGAAUCAAAAUAAAUCUUUUGACUGUGUGCUAAACAAGAAUUUAAUUCUCUAUUGUAUACUUUUUUUAAGUUCCUUUAACAACAACCAAAUCAAUUGGUAAUUGUACUUCUUCCUUCUCUUAUCAGCGUAAUUGGAAUCGAACUGGUCAGAGAGUUGCUGGUUCAGCUCUUGAUUUAACUUGUUCAUCAUUAAAAUAUUUAUAUUCUCCUAGGAAUAGCUAUCGCUAAUAAAUUUGAUUUAUAUAUUAGUGACAGUGGAAAUAAUAGGAUUAUUAAAUGGAAAUUAAAUAAUUCAUCAUUAAAUAAAGGUGAAUUGGUAAUUGAUAGAAUUGAUUAUUUAGCUGGAAAUUCAUCAACUGAAUUAAAUAAUCCAUGUGAUAUGGCUUUUGAUGAAAUAAAUCAACAAUUAUAUGUAGUUGAUUCAUUAAAUUAUCAUGUACAACGACAUAUGUAA